Molecule: messenger RNA, 2163 nt
Organism: Fusarium odoratissimum NRRL 54006
Lineage: Eukaryota; Fungi; Ascomycota; Sordariomycetes; Hypocreales; Nectriaceae
Exons: 2
Coding region: 552-2003 (483 amino acids)
Source: RefSeq, a predicted model, not a curated record
ACUGGCCCGUUUUCCCAGCUGAACGAACGGAAACUAGCUCAAGAAAACCUCCGCCUGUUCCAUGUAAUGAAUUCGAUGGCCAGCCCAGCUUCAGCUUCGGGACCAGCACCAGCACCAGCACCAGCGCUAAAUUACAGUAUAAAGUGCUGGAGGUAGUACAGAAAACAGCCAAGAGCCUCCCUCUCGUCAGUCUCACUCUCCAAUGCCGUAGGUCACUCUCUUAGUAAGUGACGUCUUUUAAGACAACUCACAUCGUCACACUCUCUCGAUGAACUCAUCGCCACCACAUUCCAAUUGCUCCAAGUGUUGCACAACGCUUUCAUCACCUACACCUGCCUUUUCGUUUCCUCGACUGGUGCCCUUCUCUUCCCUCGUCUUCCUUGGCCCCUCACUCUCCGCGUCGGGGAGCUUUGUCGCGUGACUUGGCCCAAUGCGCCGCCUUUCUCUCCCUAACACAUACUCUGGACAUAGUUUUAAGCUCGGCCAUUCAUCAACACUGAGCGCCGCCCUGCACAAACGGUUAUAGCGGUUUCAGCGAUUGAGCUUCGGCCAUGACGGACGACAAUACAGCGUCGUCCGCCGCCGGGAGACCCGCUACCGGGACAAGCUCCAGCUUCAGUGCCCCGCCUCCCGGUCAUGGACUCCGCCGUGCCAUGACCGUCUCGGUCGCCGAGGAUGCUGCCUCUCGGCGUCAACAUAUGUCACCGCCUGGUUUCGACACGAUACCGCCACGCCGCAGUUCAAACUUUUCAGAGUAUAGUCUCAGCGAAGCUCGAGAUCUUCUGAAUCCCCAGCUUCGAGAUCCCAGCAGCACUGAGUCUUCUCCUGGAGAAACAUCUUCUCUAGCAUCGUUGUCAUUGGCUUUUGCUCUUCUUCCAGCUAUAUCUGGUGUUCUAUUCAAGAAUGGGAACGCUGUAGUAACGGAUGUUAUGUUAUUGGGCUUGGCUGGCGUUUUCCUUCACUGGUCUGUGACACAGCCAUGGGCAUGGUAUCAUUCAGCGCAGGAGGUACGGAUACAGCACGAGUCAACAACCGAUAGUGUUAUCGACGAUGAUAGCGACCUCGACUCGAGCACCCACAUGCCAGCGCCUCACUCGCCGCUUGAUCACGUACCGGAAUACCAAGAAGUUCAGACCGAACCGACUGAGGAAUUGCAGGAUACGAAACCAUCAAACCAGCAGCAGGAAGCUCUUGCGGAACUAUACUAUUACGAAAUAAUCGCCCUAGCCUCGUGUUUCAUUCUUCCACUCCUCGGCGCAUACCUCUUACACGCCAUCCGAUCACAGCUCAGUCGCCCCUCCGAGGGUCUCGUUUCCAACUAUAACUUGACAAUCUUCCUUCUCGUAGCCGAGCUUCGGGUUCUGUCCCACAUGAUAAAGCUGGUUCAGUCGAGGACGCUUCACUUACAACGGGUAGUACAAGGAGGACCAUCCAGAUUCCAGAAAAGUAGUGAGAAUUUGGGACAAUUGGAAUCCGUACUCGCGCGGCUGGAACGACUCGAGUCACGUUUCGCAGCGGAAGAAACCAUGUCUGUCCAAGAAACAAAGCAGGAGAUUAGCAAAGCAAAGCAGAAGGACAGCGUUGUGGCACGCGAUGUGCGUAACGCAAUUCAACCGGAAUUGGACGCGCUCAAUAGGGCUGUUCGUCGUUACGAGAAGAAGGCGACGCUUCUCCAAUUUCAGACAGAGUCGCGCUUCUCAGGGGUCGAUGCAAGACUGGAUGAUGCUAUCGCCCUUGCUGCGAGUGCUGCGAAGAAUAGUGCAUCACAUAAGAACAUGUUUAUGUGGACGGUGGAAUCACUCACCGUCAUUAUCCUUCUCCCGUUCAAAACGCUGCUAAGAAUCAUGCUUUUACCUCUGAGCACACUGUUAGUGCUCACGAGUAAGAGCAAAAAGAAGAGUCCUCCUUCAUCAAAGAUGUCGCGCAGCAGUAGGAACGGGAAGGCGUCUGUGCAACCGAGAUAUAACGGUGAUAGAGUUCCAUCCAGAGUUGCCAAGCGAUAAUGGAGCGUUGCGAUUACGCAUUGUGUAAUAGGCUUUAAUGAUAUUCUUUUUGUCAAUUCUCGAGAAUGAUUCACAGCUAGUAGCCUCAUUGCCGGUGAAUACCUUUCGAGACACACCUACUGAACAUGAGCUCGUAUUGAAUGUUACAGUUACACUUGCU